UCAAUGUCUAAAAAAAAUAAUUCUUAAAUUUUUUAUUUUAUUUUUUAAACGGGUCGAAACAUUUUCGAAAUAUGUUGAAAUGUUUCUGUUUUCUAAUUGACCAAAACAAUGGACCAAAACGAAAUUUUAAUCCUUGGUUUGCAGUAAUUUCCCCCAUCAAAUUGUCUGUAAAGUAUAUCUAUCAGGAAUUUUGUUUUAUUUUCUCGGUUAAUUAUUUCAUGUUUUCUGCUUUGUUUCCUGACAUAACUAAUUUUUCCUCAGAUUUACUAUGGGAGAAGAAAUGAGUAUGAUUUCGAGCUCCUCAACAAAUGUCUGUGGGCAAGCCUCAGAUUCCAACAAUUGUAACCACCCAUUCCACAACAAGUGUUCAAGGCAUGAUAGCAAUAUCGCUGCUUCAAAAUUUGAAGGAGUUGUGAGUCAACUGAAUGGGCACUGGGGUGCACAGAUGUAUGCUAUCCACCAGCAGAUUUGGCUUGGGAUGUUUGAGUCUGAGAAAGAAGCUGCAAUGGCAUAUGAUAGUGCAGCCACCAAACUUCAGAAUGGGGACUCGCACAAAAACUUUCCCUGUACAAACAUCACUGCCCAAGAGCCAAAGUUCCAAAAUGAGUUCAGUACAGAACCUGUCCUAAACACGACAAAAGAUGGUUCCUACGCAUCCAGACUUCUUUUCCAGAAGGAGCUUUCACCUAGUGAUGUGGGCAAACUUAAUCGACUUGUCAUUCCAAAGAGAUAUGCCUUGAAGUACUUCCCUAACAUAUCUGAUGGUGCUGAAAAGAAUGAGGCUGGUGGAGGGGUUGAUGAUAUGCAGCUAGUUUUUUAUGAUAGGUCAAUGAGGUCAUGGAAAUUUCACUACUGCUACUGGAAGAGUAGCCAAAGUCUUGUCUUCACCAAGGGGUGGAAGAGGUUUGUGAAGGCAAACGAAUUGAAGGCGAAGGACACGGUUAUAUUCUGUGUGUGUGAGUGCAAGGAUGGAUCAAAUGAGGCCCAGUCAUUCUUUAUGAUUGAUGUAUGUUCGUAUGUUGGUGUGGAAAGCAACAGUGGUGUGGUUAAGGACAUUAACAAUGAUUCUGAAGCAUUGCAUCUUGGUUUACAAAAAGAUAUUGUUUAUGUUGACGAUGAGGUUGAUUUUCAAGGAGAUGAAUUGCAGCAACUCGAUCAUGGACAAAAUAGCAAUGACAAUGAGGAUGAGAAGGAAUCUGAGGGAGAGAAAAAAUUGGUGGGAGCUGAAAUAACCAAAGCAGAGAAGAAAGGUCUAUGGCUUUUUGGAGUGCAAAUAACUUGAAAAGCAUCCCUACUUUAUUUCCGUUUAGAGGCUCAAUCUCAUUGCUGAUUAAAGGUUUGCCUAAGCAUACAUACAUGGUAAAGUAGCCAUUUUCAGGUAACAUAGAGUUAACCUAGGUGAUAUUGGUUGCAUCUUUUUUUGUCAUUUUUCCAUACAGUGCCAAUAAUCAUCACUAUCAGUGAUGACUUCUUUUAAUUUAUUUAUAGUACUAAGGAAAGUGUUUGUGACCUUUGUUUUGGAAAGGUUAUUUAGGUUUUGGUUCUCAGAAUGAGACAUGCCGUAUUGCUUUGACAGAUUCUUUUAAGUUCAACUUCAUACCUGCAGAGGGCAUCAAUCUUGCUCUGAAGUACUUUUGAAGUUCUAUUUAGUAUUGUUUGUUUGUAUGAACACCAACUUAGGUCUCACUGUGUCGAAGGUACUACUUGUGCUAUGAAAGUAGAGGUGGAAUGAUAAGAACAGUGCUUAGGUUUUAUGUGAUGCACAAGAUGAACUAUGACAUCUGAAUGGAUGGCGAGGUUUGAUUCACCUGUUGAAAUUUCUUGUUUUUUUUUCCAAAUUCCGGCAAAGUGUCACAUACCGCUUUCUGCUCGCCUCGGAUUAGCUGGUGACUGAUUGUUAGUUUUGGAUCAUUGAUGUUCAAAAUCUGAUCUGAUGAUGAAACAGUCGAGUAAGAAGUUAUGUUUCUACUCGGUUAGGUUGCGGGGAUGGGCCAUGCAGUGCCAACUUGG
Messenger RNA from Ilex paraguariensis (yerba mate), 2010 nucleotides. NCBI's taxonomy places the organism in Eukaryota, Viridiplantae, Streptophyta, Magnoliopsida, Aquifoliales, Aquifoliaceae. The record is from the annotation of a GenBank genome assembly.